UGGGUCGUGGUAGAACCCCACCACAUCGAUCACUCUUUUUUUUUUUUGCCCUUUAAAUCUCGUUUCCCCCCUCUCUUUUCCUCCCCAAAUCCCCAAAUCCUCAGAAAUGGGCAUCCCUUUCCCCUUCCUCGUCGUCCUCUUCCUCCUCCUCGGCUCCUCCCUCGCCCACUCCACCGCUGCUCCCUCACUCAUCGAGGCCGUCGGAUCCCGAUCGGUCGACGUGGGGGCCGGGGACGACUCGGACAAGUGCGUGUACACGGUGUACGCGCGGACGGGGUCGGUCUGGAAGGCGGGCACGGACUCGGUGAUCGGCGUGGAGCUGACGGGAUCGGACGGCUCCGGGGUGCAGAUCGCGGACCUGGGGAAGUGGGGGGGCCUGAUGGGGGAGGGCCACAACUACUUCGAGCGGGGCAACCUCGACGUGUUCAGCGGGCUCGGGCGCUGCACGACGUCGCCGCCCUGCCGGCUGAACCUGACGUCGGACGGCAGCGGGGCCAACCACGGGUGGUACUGCAACUACGUGGAGGUGACGACGACCGGGCCCCACGCCGGCUGCGCCCAGCAGCUCUUCACCGUCGAGCAGUGGCUCGCCACCGACAGCAAACCCUACCAGCUCUACGCCCUCCGCGACAACUGCGCCGCCCCCCCCGCCGCCGAGGUCGAGGACCACUGAGCUGCCGACAGCUGGCCUCAUCUGAUCCGUCUCGCUUCCCUGUCUCUGCGUGUUUAGCUUUUCGUUUUCGGGCAGUGCCCGCUAGCUACGCUGUAAGCUGUGUGCCGCUGGUGGUGUUUCGGUACGAGGAAAAUAAAAUGCGGACGAUGAGAUUUGGGCCUGA
Molecule: messenger RNA, 836 nt
Organism: Ananas comosus (pineapple)
Lineage: Eukaryota; Viridiplantae; Streptophyta; Magnoliopsida; Poales; Bromeliaceae
Product: PLAT domain-containing protein 3-like
Exons: 2
Coding region: 107-673 (188 amino acids)
Molecular function (GO): protein binding
Source: RefSeq, a predicted model, not a curated record